CGAGAGAGGAGGAGUCUCCCAUGAAGACUGUGGCUGUCCGCAUUCCACAGGAGCGCACAGGCAGAUCGAACAGUGCGGUAGCCGCGUUUGUGACCGGCCACAUCACCCUGUAAAUAGUUCUAACUGAUACGGCUGGCACACUGUAGUGUACACUUUAGUGUACAUUUAUGUGCAUAUUUCGUUAAAAAAAAGGACAAUAAAAAAGUUGUUGUUUUUCAUUAGACUUUUCUCGUAUUUACAGCAACUAAUAUCCUCAUAGAAUGACUUGUAUAGCUGUCUGUAACAACCGAUUGAACUGUGAGAGGAGGUGGUGCACCUACUACAUCCAAUAAGGUAAGACACGGCAAUGCUCUUAUGAUUCUUUGGAAAAAUCUGACUUGCAGUUCAAGGUGGAUCUAUAAUGGACAUUUAUAAUAAUGUAUUUAUUUUUUUCGGGCAGCAUAUAUGCGCCGAGCUGCCAUUGCCAUUACCUUAACACUUAACAAUUCUGUAUUUUGUGUUGUGUUAAAUGUCUACAUGUCUAUUAAGCAUAGACGUUUUCAUAUUUGGGCAUGUUUAGUAUGAAGCCAGCGCUUCUUAUUUAAUAUAAUUAAUAUAUGGUUAGUGCAGUAAUCAAAUUUAGAGCAAAUUUGUGAAGAUUUGACAGACAUGAAAGUAUGUGCUUUAUCUUGAAUUAUUUUGUGCAUCAUGAUGCAAUGGAAAUGUUAAUUCAGAAUCUUUGCGUUUUUUUAAUAAUAAUUGUGGAAGAGCACGAAUAGGCAGGCCUACGCCUAGCUAAAUGUGUAGCCUAAUGAUUAUAAUUAUAAUGUUAUUAUCAAUAAUGAUAAUAAUACAUUGAUAAUGUAAUGUAUUAGGCCUAACAAUUGAUAACACACUAAUAAAAAAUAAAAUAAUGCGAUUAAGCAUAGGCUUAUGCGCAUUUGAUAUUUACAAUUUUGACUUUUGUAACGCAGGUACUACACGCAAUUUUUAUCCUAUCCUUUGGAAUAUAAUAAUCAAUUGGGCAUUAUGGUGAUAAUGACGGAGAGCGGCCCGGGGGGCCAGCCCAACCAUACCCAGGGAAGGCCUCUACAGGUCGGCUUCUAUGAGAUCAUCCGCACGCUGGGGAAAGGAAACUUCGCUGUGGUCAAACUGGCAAGGCACAAAGUCACCAAAACACAGGUCAGCAUCCCUAAUCUUUCAUUACCAAUGGUUUCAUAUCAUAUUUGAUACAUUUAUAAAUCACACGGACACAUCUGAAAAUAACAAAAACAUUUGAUAGAAUCAUAUCAGCCUUUCCCAUUGCAUUUGUCCUGGAUAUAGUAGACCUUGAUUUAGUGUGUUUACAGUUUGCUGUGUUGGUUGGUUGUCCACUGCCAGGUGGCCAUAAAGAUAAUUGAUAAGACGAGACUGAACCCAUCCAACCUGGAGAAGAUCUACAGAGAGGUCCAGAUCAUGAAGCUACUUAACCACCCCCAUAUCAUCAAACUCUACCAGGUGUGUGUGUGUGUGUGUGUUAUUUUAGGUGUGUUGACUGACCCCUUAUCCAUCAUGGAUACUGUUGAGUGACUGGGCUGUGUGUUUGGCUACGUGUCCACAGAGAGAGACACGAGCUGAGUGGGUGUUGGGGACAAAUAACACAGGCACAUUAAACAGGAUAGGUAGAGGGAGUAGGGAUGGAGGUGUGGCGGCAAGGAAGAUAUUAAAUGUAUGGAUGAAAUGGAGAGAAAGGAAGGUUUCAGUGUUCAUUAUGGUACAUCUGGGUUUAUACACGAAAUCCUGGGAAACAAGAUCUUAUUAGAAUGUCCCCCAUCUCUCCCACACACACACACACACACACACACACACACACACACACACACACACACACACACACACACAGCCCCCAACGCCUUGAGAUGGCCAGGAAAGCCUGAUGUGUCAUAUGUCCUCCAGAAGACGAUCCACCACUGUGAGCAGAUUAAUACUGAGGGAUAGUCCUCCUAAAGAGACACAGGGCUCUGUGACUCAACAACUCAGAAAGCUAAUCAGCACUUCCAAUCAGGGCUCAUAGUGAUGGCCAGAACUGACAGUGCUGCUGUGCUCUGCAAAGCCAGGGAGACUUCUCAGUUAGAGGAGUCACUGGAUGACUAAUGGCUCUGAGCUGGGUUGUCCCCCUGUUUCAGUUUCUGUGUCUUUAACUCUGUAGGCCUACAGUAUGUCUGCGAGAGCAGUCUCUCCUAAUUUCUUUCUCUCUCUCUCUCUCUCUCUCUCUCUCUCUCUCUCUCUCUCUCUCUCUCUCUCUCUCUCUCUCUCUCUCUCUCUCUCUCUCUCUCUCUCUCGGGGCAAUAGUGAGGGUUGAGCAGGUCAGGUGCUAUUUGAUGAAGGUUGGAGCAAGUUUCUCUGCCCUGAGGGAAACCCUUUUCUCUGUGACACCCCCUCAUCCGCCCGCUGAGGGGGAGGUGUAGUACGGUAAAGGCAACCUUGUGAUCCGGAGGUCACAUCCUCUCCCUCUCAUCCUCCUGUUCCACUAACAGAACAGUGGGGAAUUGGAAAUGAUGCAGACAAUUACACUGAUAGAAGCCACAAUCUAUUUGCAAUAUUAAAGCUGAUCCACCACCCAAAAAAAUAACACCAAAGCGUUGAACCUCAAGCUUUAGAUAUGCUGCUGUUUCGUUUUUUUGUCUGGUCUUUUGUGAACAAAAUUAAACUUUUUUCCCCUGCACUUCUGGAGAUCACCACAAUCUGUUCUUUCUUUCUUUCUUUCUUUCUUUCUUUCUUUCUUUCUUUCUUUCUUUCUUUCUUUCUUUCUUUCUUUCUUUCUUUCUUUCUUUCUUUCUUUCUUUCUUUCUUUCUUUCUUUCUUUCUUUCUUUCUUUCUUUCUUUCUUUCUUUCUUUCUCUCAAACACACACUCCCCCACAUAUCACUCUUCAGGGGCCAGUAUGAGGGACCCUUAAUGUGCCAGACCACUUCCCUGGAAGCCUGUAUGACAUCAGCAGCACCUCUAGGGUGAGAGGGACACAGAGUGGUGCUCAUCUCUCUCAGAUGAAGACUAGAGACUAUGUGGAGCCUCUGUGUCUCCCUAACCAUUACUGCUGCCCAGCACCUCACUGUCUCUCACGCAGUUAGAAAAGUGAAAGAGAAACUGGGUUGGAAAUGAAAUGAGGCUAUGCAAUCACUGCCAGGAGUUCCAGGAAGGGGAUGUGGCCUUUUUUAUUUUUUCUCUUUGUAUUUGCGGUGUUGAUGAGUUCUUGAUACACAAGCUGAGACCUGUGUGUGUGUGUGAAAUUCCUUUCCCAGAAGGAGAGAGAUAUUGUUUCCGUUGACAACUGGUGACAGACAACACAGUUUAGUGGGAACACGGGUUUGAACUGUUGUGUGUGUUUGUGCCUGUGUGGACGCUGUGUUCGUAUCCUAUAAAUAAAGAGCAGGCAGGAAGUGCCUGUCAGCUAUGUUAUGCAACAGUUCAUAUCAUGGAAAGUCAACAUGCCGUGUGUGUGUGUGUGUGUGUGUGUGUGUGUGUGUGUGGUGUGUGUGUGUGUGUGUGUGAGUGAGUGACAGGAGUUAUGGAACAGGAAGGGGGAAGUGUGGUCCGGGGAAAAUUAAGGUUGCCAGAAAACUUCCUCAGUGCCCAGUCCUGGCUCUGCUAAAACACUCACAGAGUGGAAAGUCCUCUCUCCUUACGUCAUCACUGUAUGUUUGUGUGUGUAUAGCCUACUUUUUGCUAACUUCUCUCCUAUGUCUCUCUUUGUGUUUCUCUUAGGUAAUGGAGACUAAAGAUAUGCUGUACAUUGUGACAGAAUACGCCAAAAAUGGAGAGAUGUUCGGUGAGGAACAAAUAAAAUGUUGCUUUGUUGUAAUUGGGUUGGGCACAGUGGAGGCUGCUGAGGGGAGGACGGCUCAUAAUAAUGGCUGGAAUGGAGUCAAUGGAAUGGUAUCAAACACAUCAAAGACGUGGUUUCCAUGUGGUUGAUACCACUCCAUUGACUCCGUUCCAGCCAUUAGUAUGAACUGUCCUCCCCUCAGCAGCCUCCACUGAUUGGGUAGUAUCUUUUUAGGUAAUAAAAGGGGUAAAAUAGAUAUGAAGUUCCUCCCUCACCCAGGAUGUAUAGAUGGUUUGGGCCUCUUAGUCUAAAACGCCCCCUCUCUCCUUCUCUUCCUCUUGUCCUCCAGACUACUUGACCUCAAACGGGCGCAUGAGCGAGGACGAGGCGCGGAAGAAGUUCUGGCAGAUCCUGACGGCGGUGGACUACUGCCACAGACACCACAUCGUUCACAGAGACCUCAAAACUGAGAAUCUUCUGCUGGACGCCAACAUGAACAUCAAACUGGCCGGUGAGUCUGUCAAGAAACAACCCUGGAGCCAGCAGCCAUGGGAAUACAGGAGUCAAACAACCACGAGUUUCACUAACUAACCAAUCUCUUUCUCCUUCCCAUUCAGACUUUGGAUUCGGUAAUUUCUACAACGCAGGCGAGCCCUUGUCUACGUGGUGUGGCAGCCCCCCUUACGCAGCACCCGAGGUGUUCGAGGGAAAGGAGUAUGAAGGGCCACAGUUGGAUAUCUGGGUAAGGGCUAACAGGGAAACUGCACACAAUGUGUUUUGAACCGAAGUUCUACCAUCUUCAUGUCAACCCAAUCAAUACUGAAGUAAAGGGAGAGACCAUUUGUUGAUGUUCUCCUCCUGGUGUCUCUCUCCUCUACAGAGUCUGGGUGUGGUUCUGUAUGUUCUCGUGUGUGGUUCCCUUCCGUUCGACGGGCCCAGCCUCCCCGCCCUCAGACAGAGAGUCACAGAGGGGCGCUUCAGAAUCCCCUUCUUCAUGUCUCAAGGUACCCAUCACUAUGGCAAUUGGAUUGAUAGAUUGAUUGAUACAAUGGUUGGUUUAUAUUAUAUAAAAGCACAUGCUAUAUCAUCAGACUGACCUUGCUUUCCCUUCUCCCUCCCUCCCACCCUCCCUUCUCCCUCCCUCCCUCCCUCCUCCCUUCUCCCUCCCUCCCUCCCUCCCUCUCUCUUCCUCCCUCUCUAUUCCCCGCAGACUGUGAGAACCUGAUCCGUAGGAUGCUGGUGGUGGACCCAGCUAAGAGGAUCAGUGUGGCCCAGAUCAAGCAGCACCGCUGGAUGCUGGCUGACCCCACAGCUCCUCGCCAGACCCUCAGUAUGGCCCUGCCCCUCACAGACUACAACUCUAACCUGGGGGACUACAGCGAGCCCGUCCUGGGCAUCAUGCAAACCCUGGGCAUCGACCGUCAGAGGACCAUUGAGGUGAGUGGCUCAUUGGUUGAUGUGUUAAUUGGUUGAUUGGUUUAUUGGUGUUAUCGUCAUGGAAGGAGGAUUAGAGGAGGGUAGGAGUGAGUGGAGCUGGGCCGUUAUAUAGGUUACAGGUUAUAGGUUAUGUGUUAUAGGUUAUAGGUUACAGGUUAUAGGUUACAUGUUAUAGGUUACAGGUUAUAGGUUAUGGGUUAUAGGUUAUAGGUUACAUGUUAUAGGUUACAGGUUAUAGGUUACAGGUUAUAGGUUACAGGUUAUAGGUUACGGGUUCUAGGUUACAGGUUAUAGGUUACGGGUUCUAGGUUCUAGGUUACAGGUUAUAGGUUACAGGUUAUGGGUUAUAGGUUCUAGGUUACAGGUUCUAGGUGACAGGUUCUAGGUUACAGGUUACAGGUUAUAGGUUACGGGUUAUAUAGUAGGUUACACAGAUCAUAUAGUACCACAGGAAUACAGUAUUUGGAGUACACUGUAAAGACUGAGCUAGUGGGGUUGGGUACUGGGUUGAAAGUGUUGGGGCUUUGAGGCAGUUAGUCAUGUCUGGCAGUAUGUUAUGUUGCCUCUCAGGCAGGCGCCACAGUCAAACACACCCUGGGGCUCUGUACGCCUGGGAGACUUAAUACUAGUUUUGUAGGGAGAAUUAGGGGGAUAACUGGCAUCUGCUUUUAAAGGCUGACACACUGAGCGGUGAGUAGAUGAGCUCCAACAGCAGUCUCUCAGGAGAUUAGUCUGAGAGAGCGCAGUCUGAUGGGGCACAGAGCGCGUGUGUGUGUGUGUCUCUUAUCUGAGAGAGAAAUAUAAAUAGAGAGAGUGAGAGAGAAUUAGGGAGAGGAAGACUAAACACUAAAGACUGACACCCUUUAGACCAAAAUGGCUGACUAACAUGUCCUUGUCUUCUGCCCCAGUCUCUGCAGAGCAGCAGCUACAACCACUUCUCAGCCAUCUACUACUUGCUGUUGGAGAGGGUCAGGGAGCACCGGGCCCAGCAGCUUAGCCGUCAGUGUGGGCCCUGGAGCCAGAGACCCAGGAGCACCUCUGACUCUGGUACCCCAGAGGUCAUCAUGGAGGACAGCUUCAGACCUUCAGCCUACCCCAUUCAAUGCAAGAGCACCCCUCCCAUGCACUCGGAGAUGGAAUAUGACCAAGGUGCAUUGUUUCAACGUGUGGUGUUCCCGGUGGAAGCCAGUCUGAACCGACUGCUGUGUAACCGCUCCAUCUCCCCCAACAGCCUGGUGGAGACCAGCAUCAGUGAGGAGGUGCGGCCCCGCGACCUGGAGGAGGAGGCGGUCACACACACCUGCUCAACCCUUGUCCUGCCCACCACCACCUCCCGGCGACACACCCUGGCCGAGGUCUCUGCUAGCUUCCACCAGUGCAACCCCCCCUGCAUCGUGGUCAGCCCCUCCGACGGUGCGUCAUCUGACAGCUGUCUGAAGUCCUCAUCCACCCCCAACCCUGCUCUGCGCCCCACUGUGGGUGGCCUAUCAGCUGUGCUGGUCUUUGGGACUGACCCCGGGGCUCUGGUCCCCGCCGGUAGCCCACCGGCCCUCUCCUAUCACCUCCUCCCCCAGGCCCAGGCUGCCAGCUUCCAAGAGGGCCGCAGAGCCUCUGACACCUCCCUCACACAAGGUAUGGGUGAUGACAGUUUAUAGGCAUUAGGUAUGCAUCAAUCCCAUCAUCCUCAUCAUCAUCAUUACUACAGAGAAAUGUAUCAGUCAUAUCAUCAUCUAACCAAUCAUCUACCUGUCUCUCUCUUUGUGCGCCUCCCCAGGUCUGAAAGCCUUCCGCCAACAGCUGAGGAAGAACACGCGCACUAAGGGCCUUCUGGGUCUGAAUAAGAUCAAAGGUCUGGCGAGGCAGGUCUGCCCUCCGACCUCCGACCGCAGUAGCCGUGGCAGCCGGGGAUCAAUAAGCCCCACCAUCAGUGAGCACCGCAGCAUGCUGGAGGAAGUUCUACACCAGCAAAGGUAAGAGGGAGACACACACAACCUUACACACGCACCUGCACAUAAAUACAAUCACAGCCACAUAGUCACAGUAAGUGUUCUAACCCCACCUCUCUGUCUCUGUUUACAGGAUGCUCCAGAUCCAGCACCAGCCCCAGCCUCAGUCCCCUUGGCCAGCACCUACCCAGAAUCCCCUGCUUUUCCUGUCCCAGCAGCAGCCCCCCUCCCCCACCUCAGUCUUCACCCCCUCCACCCUGUUUGACACCCCCGCCCCCUCCCUCCUCCAGGGGGAACCCCAACCCCCACUGCCCUCCCACCAGAGCCCCCUGGCUCUCCAGCAUGCCUUCUGGCAGCAUCCUCUGGAGUCAUCUUCCCCCUCCUACGGCUCCUCUUCCUCCUGCUCCUCCUCUUCCUCCUGCUCCUCCUCUUCCUCCCUCUCCCCUGUGUGUUCUGCUGCUUACCUCCUCGAGGCUCGACUGCACAUAAGCCAGCAGUCCAGCCUCUACCCCGAGACCAACCUCCACCCCCAGACCAACCCCCACUACCAACCCCAGGACCAGACCCAGGCUUUCACCCAGGGCCCCUUCCCCCUCAUGCCCUGGCAGGGGAUGUGGAGCUUGGAUUCAGCCUCCGGGAGAGAGUCUGAGAUGCAGGAGCUGGGCCGGGGUGGGCAGCAGCAGCUGAGCAGCUGUGUGAUGGUGAAGUAA
This is a messenger RNA of Coregonus sp. 'balchen', 7876 nucleotides long. The record is from the annotation of a GenBank genome assembly. NCBI's taxonomy places the organism in Eukaryota, Metazoa, Chordata, Actinopteri, Salmoniformes, Salmonidae.